Messenger RNA from Drosophila sechellia, 1233 nucleotides. RefSeq lists its product as uncharacterized. The coding region runs from base 348 to 1022 and encodes 224 amino acids. The record is from RefSeq and is a predicted model, not a curated record. The transcript has 3 exons. Lineage: Eukaryota; Metazoa; Arthropoda; Insecta; Diptera; Drosophilidae.
AAUUCAUUUUGUUAGCUUUUUUGGUUAUAUUAAAUAUUAAUUUAUAUAGUAUUGCUUAGUAUUCUUUCUGAUUCUAAUAUUUUCAAAUUAGAUCAUGCUAAUUGGUGUUGUUCUUUUGUAGUUCGAAAUGUAGAUAUAUAUGUAGAUAUUUAUUACAUAUAUAGUAAACAAGCGUAUCUUCAUAUUUUGAAUAUAGUUUUCCAACCAUGACUGUUUUGUCACCGCUAGUGGAAGUGUCUUCAACUUAAGGUGCUCCAUAAGAUCACUGGCCUGCAACGGUGGACCCCUUUCUCGUCUGAAUUUUCAAUGCUUUCCAACAGUUCUUGUUCAGCAUUUCAGCUCGAAAGAUGCAAUAUUUUGUAGCCCAGUGCUUUAUAAUGCUUAUUCUUGCCGGGAUUAGCCAGCAGGGUGAUGACUUUAGCACGCCCAGUGCCGCCUGGUUGGAAUAUCAGCGGGAGAGAUUCGGUAUGAGCAGUAAUCCCUUCCUGUUUGGGUCCACCAAGGCACCAAUAGCCCAAAAUGUAGAGGUGGUGACCCCGAAAGUGGAGACCACAUCCAGGAAACAUUCCUCCAGCUCGAACGAAAACGCAAGUCAGGAAUCCGAGGAGGAAGAGGAGUCCACGGAGCCACCAAACGAAGACGAAGAAAUUGGGGUGCCCAGUGUUCAAGGAUUCUUCAAGUUUCUGAAGAACAUGCAGAAAACUUGGAUCAAGAAAUCGACUCUGACUUUUGGAAAGAAAAUAAAGCUGCUUCAAAACCUGCGAGACAAUCUUAUAAAAUUAAUAGAGCAACAGUUCGCGGUUCUUUGGCAGCCACCAGAGCGAAGAAGGAGACGUCGACGUGGUAUUUUGGAUGACUCGGAAAUAGACUUUCCGCCUGAGGCGGCAAUCAUGAGCAUCAACUUCUUGACAUUCGCCGUUUUCCUCAUUAAGCUCGUUAUGCAAGUGGUUAAAAUUGUGAAAAGCAAACAUGUUACCUUUUCUGGUUUCACCUUUUCACCAGAAGCUGCAAGACGUCCAUAAAGUAUUACCACUGUUUAAGUAGUUUAGAUUUUAAGAAUAUUCUUUUACAAUGAAAAACAAAUUUUCAUGAAACAAAAAUAAUAUUGUAGAAUUCAAAAUAAGUAGUCUGCUAUUUAAAACAAUAAUUUAUUAAUCUUUCUCGUGUUUACUAGAUCUAAAUUUAAAUUAUAUGAGUUAGUUAGAGAUAUUCAAAGGUUAGUAAAUGUUUCAA